Mercenaria mercenaria is the source of this 2357-nucleotide messenger RNA. RefSeq names its product beta-1,3-galactosyltransferase 1-like. The coding region runs from base 986 to 1753 and encodes 255 amino acids. The transcript has a single exon. Gene Ontology annotation, cellular component: membrane. NCBI's taxonomy places the organism in Eukaryota, Metazoa, Mollusca, Bivalvia, Venerida, Veneridae. Gene Ontology annotation, molecular function: hexosyltransferase activity. The record is from RefSeq and is a predicted model, not a curated record.
UGAAGAUUAUCGGGCAUAUUCAUGUACAGCCCAGCUAAAACUGUUAUUGAACAACAACAGAAUAUUGCCAGGAAUGUAAAAAAUAAGACAUUUCUCAUUCAGUGCACUUGUCCGCAGCAGACAUUUUUCCGGCUACGCUUUCAUUGAAACAUUAUCCGCAUCCGCUAUGUCGUUUCUAAUCCAAACAAGAAAGUAUUUCCUUGUACUCGUUUUUUAUAAAAGAACAAAACCACUUUACUCUUGCCAUGAAUUAAAAUAAAUCCAGUAUUUGUUUCCGAAAUACCUCGCAAUUUCUUCCCUCGACCCAUCGCUUAGAAUGCUCACUCUAUAAAAUAUAUAAUUGCUUAUUCCGUACAUAUGUUACACAAAUUAUAGCAACACGUGAAUCCUGGGCUAACGGAAGUCCAAAAGUACGCAGGCGAGAAACACGAGAAAAGCGCAAUCGUAUAUUAUGAGAAAAACGUGCUUUAAAUGGCCAUGAGGAUCUACAGAGCAUCUCAUAAGUAUAUAACAACUGUUAUUAAAUGCGGUAAAGUAAAUAGAAUUGAAUAAAUUUAAGAAUGUUUUACGUCAGUGGUUUAUACGUACUUCUUUAUUGGAUAUGUCAUAUAAUCAUUGUUUUAAGUACGAUAUAAGCCUCAAACGAUCAUAUAUGUAAAAUACUGCACGGUCCUUAGCGCUGACGCGUUGCGGCAGUCCAAUAUUUUACAUAUUGGAUCGUUUUCGCCUUAUAUCCUAUACAUAAUCUAUUUCAUUACACGGAUUGUAUUAGAAAUUAACCGCGCAUUCCAGCUAAACGUGGUUUAUGCGUGUUUAAAUCACUUACUUACAAUAUUGAAUAUUUUUCUUUGGAAAAAUAUAUUUUACAAAAUUAUGUCAAAUAUCGUUCAAACUGUAUUUAGAGGCAAACGGCUGUUUACGAUUUUAAUUAUUCUAUGGUUUACAUAUAUAUUCACAUGCUUGAAUAUGUUUACUAGAGAUAAAUAUGCGCGUGCGAUUAGAGGAAAAAAAAUAUGUGUUGAAUAAGGAUUAUCCUAUAAUUGAAUACACCUGUAACAAAUGUUUAACACUGAGUCUUUCAUACUUAAUAAAUAACAAAAAUGUUUGCAGAAAUGACGUACCAGACAAGACCAUCGAUAUUUUGAUACUAAUUACAACAGUAAGCGAUCAUUUUGAAAUUCGACAAACACUUAGGUCAACAUGGCUGAAUUACACAAGAAAAAACACAGCUAAUGUACGUUAUGUAUUCCUUCUUGGUGAUAGAAGUGGUUUCGCUCUACGAACGUCUAUUAUUAAGGAAAAUGCAAAGUACAAAGACAUUGUUAAAGGAAAUUUUAUCGAUUCAUACAGAAACCUAACAUAUAAAACUAUGCUAGGACUUAAAUGGACAGUUUCUUUCUUUUCAAAGGCAAGGUUUGUUUUAAAAACAGACGAGGAUGUGUUUGUUAAUAUACCAAAUAUUUUGAAAUUGAUUUACAACAAAAGUGAAGAUUUUGAUAAGACAUUGGGUCGAAAAUGUACCAGUAUACAGCCAGUGGAAAGAAGUGUGAGUUCAAACUCUUAUAUUCCGAAGAGUAUUAACAAUAAUGACACAUAUCUACCAUUUUGCUCAGGGACUGGCUAUAUAUCAAGCAUGGUUUUAAUAAAGGAAAUAUACAACGUAUCCAUUAAUGUUACUUUCUUUCCUUUAGAAGACGUUUAUAUUGGAAUGUGUGCGAAAGUAUUAGGUGCUAAACUAAAAGAUAUUAUUUAAUAAGGGUUUUGCAAGUGAUACUGCUAUACGCAAUCACUGUAUUUUGCAAAACAGAAACAUUUACACAAUUCAUAGUGUUAGCUCUAGUGAACUUAAAUACAUUUGGACGUCUUCCUGCACAAGUUUGUGAAUAAUUUAAUUUACUCUCUUAUUCGACAGUGCUUGUUACGUUGACAAGUACGUACAAGUUGAUGAUACUGACCGAAUAUUUUGAAACGUUUUAAAGUUAAAUAUUUCCAUGAAUGAUGUUGUUUUUGAAUUGCGGUUGACACAACCAGAUCAACAGUUUUAACAAGACAGUUGGUCUGAACUCCAUACUGUAAUACAGUAAUUCUUUGUUUAGCUUGCGCACAAACAGACUUUACUUGAGUUGAGGACAGUCGAUCUUAUCUGUUUUGUUUUUUUUUUUUUUGUUUUUUUUUUGUCUUCCAUUUUGUUUUUGUUUAAGCAGCCGUAAGUCAAUGAAACGUUUGUUACCGAAGUGAUUUAGAAAAUAUAGAAAAUUGUAAGAUAUGAAAGCCAAUUCAAUGGAUGGAGAAGACGAUUCUACAGAUCAGAAGCAUUUUAUUUUCCACUAAAAGAUAAAUACAGUGAUGCUCUGGUU